Messenger RNA from Closterium sp. Naga37s-1, 888 nucleotides. Lineage: Eukaryota; Viridiplantae; Streptophyta; Zygnematophyceae; Desmidiales; Closteriaceae. The record is from the annotation of a GenBank genome assembly.
AUGCCGUUCGGGCAGAUCGUCAUCGGCCCGCCAGGGUCGGGGAAGACCACGUACUGCAAUGGCAUGCAGCAGUUUAUGCAGCUUCUAGGAAGGAAGGUGGCAGUGGUCAACAUGGAUCCAGCCAAUGAUCGCCUCCCGUACGAGUGCGCAGUGAACGUGGAGGAGCUGGUUCGCCUGGAGGACGUGAUGGGGCAGCACGGACUGGGGCCCAACGGAGGUCUCGUGUACUGCAUGGACUACAUCGAUAAGAACUUCGACUGGCUGCAGAGCAAGCUGAAGCCCCUUGAAAAGGACCACUAUUUCCUCUUCGACUUCCCCGGGCAAGUGGAGCUCUUCACUCUGCACUCCAGCGCUCAGAGCAUCAUCAAGCGCCUCACCGACAAGAUGCACUACAGACUAGCGGCAGUGCAUCUGGUGGAUGCGCAUCUGUGCAGCGAGGCACACAAGUACGUGGCGGCGCUGCUGCUGUCGCUGCAGGCGAUGUUACAUUUCGAGCUGCCACACGUCAACGUGCUCUCAAAGAUAGACCUCGUGGAGGCAUACGGGCCCCUGACAUUCAACCUCGACUUUUACACGGACGUGCAGGACCUCUCGUACCUGCAGGAGCAUCUCGAGAGCGAUCCUCGCAACAAGCGAUACUCCCUGGACACUGUUCUUCUGUUUGGUUUGAAUCUGUCACUUCUCCCUGGUCCCUUUCCCGCUUCUCCCCCAAAACCCUACACCCUUCCACCACUCCCCCCCUCCCCCGCUCCCUUCUUCCCCUUCCCCUGUCCCCCUCGCCCCCUCGCUCCCAACGCACAUGCCAGCAAGCUAACAUCAGCAGUGUGUGAAGUGGUGGACGAUUUCGGGCUCGUCUCGUUUGAAACACUUAACAUUCAGGUGGGCUGA